This is a messenger RNA of Chionomys nivalis (European snow vole), 1914 nucleotides long. RefSeq names its product zinc finger protein 491-like. Gene Ontology annotation, biological process: negative regulation of transcription by RNA polymerase II. The record is from RefSeq and is a predicted model, not a curated record. Lineage: Eukaryota; Metazoa; Chordata; Mammalia; Rodentia; Cricetidae. Gene Ontology annotation, molecular function: DNA-binding transcription repressor activity, RNA polymerase II-specific.
AUGGUGUUUAAAGAAUCAUUUUAUGACCCUGGAAGCAAUAGCAGGGGCAAGAGAUUCGAGUCUGUAGAACAAAUUUCUGGAUCUAACUUGAAGGAAAAUGCAGCCUCAAAUUUGAAUUUUGUAAAGCUGCAGAAUGUGGACAGGUCGGCGGGACUUCAGAGUUUCAUGAAAAAAACACUAGAAGAAAAUAUUGAAGAAGACUCUAAAGAUAUCAGCAGGAAUAUGGGAAUUCAGGAGAUUGAGAAACACCAUAGAUAUGAAUGUCAUACUGAGUGUGAUAAAAACCAGCAACCUAUUCCAGACAGUAUGAUCAAUAAAGAACUGCCUUCCAGAGUGAGAGCUCAUCAGACUCCAUUACAUGUAAGAAACAUUAUUGGUCAUUUAUCCUUACCUGAGUAUCUCAGACAAAAAACUAGAGGAAAACCACAACUGUAUAAGGGAGCUGUGGCAAAAGCUUUUACACAUCAGAAACAUUGGAAAGAUACCAGUUACUCUGAAUUACUUCAGGUACGUGAAACUUCUCCUAAAGAGAAACCCUGUAAAAUUCAACUAUAUAAUGAAGCCUGUAGGAGUCUCUGUUUUGAUCAGCCUCAGAAGAGAAGUAAUACUGAAAAUAAACGCAAUGAGAAUGUCUUAAUGAGAUGUACAUCUGGCCAGAAUGAUGAAGGAACCCAUAAAGAAAUGAAACAAUUUGUAUGCAAUCUCAGUGAAGAAUCCUUCAUUGAUUCCAGUGACCUUAUCAACCAUGAAAAAAGUAAUAUUGAUGAGAAAAGGUGCAUUUGUAUGCAAUGUAGCAAAACAUUUAAAUAUGCAACAUGUUUUGAGAAACAUAAAGUAACUCACAAAGGAGAGAGGCCUUAUGCUUCUAUACACUUUGGAAAAACCCAAUUCAGUCAUCAUAACAGUCAUGAAAGCAGUUACUCUGGACAAAAACCUUAUGCCUGCAAGCAUUGUGGAAAAAACUUCUCCCGUUCUUCUUAUCGAAACAUUCAUGAAAGAAUUCACACUGAAGAGAAACCUUAUGCAUGUAAGCAUUGUGGAAAAAACUUCAGAAGUUCUAUUUCUCAAAACUUUCAUGAUAGAAUUCACACUGGAGAGAAACCUUAUGCAUGUAAGCAUUGUGGAAAAGCCUUUUUCUGUUCCAGUCAUUUGAAGAACCAUGAAAUAAUUCAUACUGGAGAAAAGCCAUAUGCAUGUAAGCAUUGUGGAAAAGCCUUCAACCACCCCCGUAGUUGUAACAGACAUGAAAGGAACCACACUGCAGAGAAAACUAAUGCCUGAAAGCAUUGUGGAUAAAACUUCAGCAGUUUUACGUAUCACAACAUUCCUGAAAGAAUUCACAGUGGAGAGAAACCUUAUGCAUGUAAACAUUGUGGAAAAGCAUUGACUAAUUCCAAGGCUUGUAACAUUCAUGAAAGAAUACACAUGACAAAGAGUCUUUAUACAUGUAAGUAUUGUGGAAAAGCCUUUUCCUGUUCCAGGCAUCUGAAUAUUCAUGAAAGGAACCACACUGGAGAGAAACCUUAUGCAUGUAAACAUUGUGGAAGAGCCUUCAAUGACUCCAGUAGGUGUAACAGACAUGACACAAGCCACACUAAAGAGAAGCAGAAGAGUUAUACAUGCAAGUCUUGUGAGAAUGGCGUGAACUUUUCUUUUAAUAUUCAUUCUGUUCUCUAUGAUAUAGACAUUGAGCCAGUAAAAUUUGAGGAUGUGGCAGUGAACUUCACCUCAGAAGAGUGGGCUGUGUUGGAUUCUAGUCAGAAGAAGCUCUACAGAGAUGUGAUGAAGGAAACAUUUUUGAACCUGAUCUCCAUAGGUAAAAAGUACUAUAUGCUCCCAUUGCUUAUUCAGUCAGUGAACAACUGUGUCCUUGAUGUGGGCGUCCCCUCUGUGUGCUGUGAUUACCAUUACUAA